AACUAACUACGAAGAGGUUAAGGUUGAGGUUGAGGUUGAGGUUGAGGUUGUGCUCUCACAUGAGUGAUCAUAUUAUGGUAGAGGCAGAGAUUGAUCGCUUGCCCAUUGACUUGUUGGCUCAUAUUUUUGUUCUCUUCGAUUCCUUCACUGAUUUGGCACAGGCGAGCAGGGUUUGCAAGAAAUGGAAACAAGGGGUGAUGGAAUCUCUGGCUCAGAGACAGAAUCUUAGCUUUGCUGGUUGGAAGAUGGAUGAUGACUCCACCACUCGCCUGGUUUGUCAUGCCUACAACCUCACUAAACUGGAUAUACCGAGGAGCCGUUGGAGUUGCCAAAUAACUGAUGCUGGACUUAUCAGAAUAUCUUUGGCAAAGUGUGUUAGCAAUCUCACAUCCAUAUCAUUGUGGGGUUUGACUGGCAUCACUGAUGAAGGUGUUGUUCAACUGGUAUCCAGAACUAGAUCUUUACAACAUCUAAAUGUUGGUGGUACAUUUAUCACAGAUGAAUCUCUGUUUUCCAUUGCAAGAAGUUGUCCAAAUUUGGAGACCAUUGUUCUGUGGAGCUGUCGUCAUGUAACUGAGAGUGGGCUUUUUGCCCUGGUUGAUAAAUGCCUCAAGCUCAAAUCAAUGAAUGUAUGGGGAACAAGAGUUCCUGAGGAUUGCCUUAACAAUUUACGUAUUAUAAGUCCAGCUCUUCAGUUAAAAGAUCAGAACUAGACCGCAUCUAUAGAAUGGCGUUCAAGGUGCUGAUAACGGUGGUAAUUUCACUGUUUUUAUUGUACAGAUUGUUUCCUUCUUGUAUUCUUAAAUUUAACUUACCUGAAAAGCUGAAUAUGCCAAAACUUCAUUCUUGUAUAGGAAA
Gastrolobium bilobum is the source of this 858-nucleotide messenger RNA. RefSeq names its product F-box protein At5g67140. NCBI's taxonomy places the organism in Eukaryota, Viridiplantae, Streptophyta, Magnoliopsida, Fabales, Fabaceae. Gene Ontology annotation, biological process: SCF-dependent proteasomal ubiquitin-dependent protein catabolic process. Gene Ontology annotation, cellular component: SCF ubiquitin ligase complex. The transcript is spliced from 5 exons. Gene Ontology annotation, molecular function: protein binding. Bases 60 to 713 code for a protein of 217 amino acids. The record is from RefSeq and is a predicted model, not a curated record.